Molecule: messenger RNA, 2753 nt
Organism: Solea senegalensis (Senegalese sole)
Lineage: Eukaryota; Metazoa; Chordata; Actinopteri; Pleuronectiformes; Soleidae
Gene: dnajc7
Product: DnaJ (Hsp40) homolog, subfamily C, member 7
Exons: 14
Coding region: 14-1501 (495 amino acids)
Molecular function (GO): protein binding
Source: RefSeq, a predicted model, not a curated record
CACCAACGGCAAAAUGGCGACGGAGAAUAGUGAACAUGGACCUGUGAACAUGGACACUGACAUGGACAUGCUCAGCGACGAGGAGCUGGAAAGGGAAGCAGAGGGCUUCAAAGAGCAAGGCAAUGCUUUCUACAUCAAGAAGGAUUAUGCUGAAGCAUACAAUUAUUAUAGCAAGGCAAUAGACAUGUGUCCAAAGAAUGCAAGUUACUAUGGGAACAGGGCGGCCACAUUAAUGAUGUUGUGUCGGUAUAGAGAGGCUUUAGAGGAUUCCCAGCAAGCAGUAAAACUAGAUAACACCUUUAUGAAGGGCCAUCUGCGAGAGGGCAAGUGCCACCUGUCCCUUGGUAAUGCAAUGGCUGCCAGCCGCUGUUUCCAGAGGGUUCUGGAGCUGGAGCCGGACAACAGCCAAGUCCAGCAGGAGAUGAAGAACGCAGAAUCUAUCCUUGAAUAUGAGAGAAUGGCAGAGAUUGGAUUUGAGAAGCGAGACUUCAGGAUGGUUGUCUUUUGCAUGGACCGUGCCUUGGAGUCUGGCUCAGCCUGUCACAGGUUUAAGAUACUGAAAGCAGAGUGCUUAGCCCUGCUGGGACGUUACCCCGAGGCUCAGUCUGUAGCCAGUGAUAUUUUGCGGAUGGACUCCACAAAUGCAGAUGCACUGUACGUGCGUGGUCUUUGUCUCUACUAUGAGGACUGCAUUGACAAGGCGGUCCAAUUCUUUGUCCAGGCCCUGCGCAUGGCUCCCGACCAUGACAAGGCUCGCCUUGCGUGCCGAAAUGCCAAAGCACUUAAAGCCAAGAAGGAGGAGGGGAACAAGGCAUUCAAGGAGGGAAACUUCGAGGCAGCCUAUGAGCUCUACUCUGAGGCACUGACAAUAGACCCCAACAACAUCAAGACUAAUGCCAAGCUGUACUGUAAUAGGGCCACUGUUGGCUCUAAGCUGAAGAAAUUAGAUCAGGCCAUUGAGGACUGCACCAAGGCAAUUAAACUGGAUGAGACCUAUAUCAAGGCUUAUUUACGGAGAGCACAGUGCUACAUGGACACAGAGCAGUAUGAAGAGGCUGUGCGAGACUACGAGAAGGUUUACCAGACAGAGAAGACAAAAGAACAUAAGCAUCUCCUAAAACAUGCCCAGUUGGAGUUGAAGAAAAGCAAGCGGAAAGAUUACUACAAAGUUCUCGGCGUGGAUAAGAAUGCCACAGAAGAUGAGAUCAAGAAAGCUUAUCGCAAACGUGCACUUUUACAUCACCCAGACCGCCACAGUGGCUCAAGUACUGAGGUGCAGAAAGAAGAGGAGAAGAAGUUUAAGGAGGUGGGCGAGGCUUUCAGUGUCCUUUCAGACCCAAAAAAGAAGUCCCGCUACGACAGCGGUCAGGACCUGGAGGAUGACGGCAUGAACAUGGGAGAUUUUGAUGCCAACAACAUUUUCAAGGCUUUCUUUGGAGGCCCAGGGGGUUUUAGUUUUGAAGCAUCUGGACCAGGAAAUUUCUUCUUCCAGUUUGGUUAAUUGGAAGAUUUGUCUACAGAAACGGUUACUACAACAGGACUUUUCAACAAUGUCAACUCCCUGACCCACCAUCCAUGUUUAUUGACUGACUGACUGAAAGUCAGGUUCUUUUCUAUACCGUUGACUGACUGAAUGCAACCCCAAUGUCGACCACACGCAGCAAAUGCCGAGAUGCCCAUAUAGCUAGGAUGCUAAGAUGGCUCCAAGUUGAUAGUGUUACUGGUUUUGGAUUUGGUUUUCUUCUGAGCAGAACGAAACACACUUGAAAAUCAGUAAUGGUUUGCAACACUGGUCCAACUAAAAGAUUGUGCAGCUAUUGUAUGCAAGCUUUCGAGAUUUGUGCAGGAAGUGAAAAACUCUUGAGAUGCACAUGAGCUUUGUGCGAACAAUUAUCCAGCUCAUCUCACCUUACUGCUGAGGGAGUUCUCCCUGCAUGAAAAUUAAUAACUUUGUUAAUUAUUCCUGAAGAAGUCACUGCGCACAGACAGAACUUCCCCUGUUUUUUGAAGAAUCUGGCUGCUGUAAAUCCACACUGAAAACUCCCUCCUCCUCCUCAUAAGAGCAUCACUUGAACAUUUUUUUUUUAAUGCACCACAGCUGGAGCUUUGACCUUACACGUACAGUAAAGCUGAACCACACUAGAAAGAUGGCAGUGGAGGCAGCUGCUCUGGCCUUGUUGCCAGCGGAGUCCCUCCCUCUUGUGUUCACAGGUUUUAUGUUUGAUGUUGCCAUUCACAGAUUGCUGCAUUGUACAUUUUACUGGAAUGUAAAGUGUUGAUUUGUGAUAAUAGUUUUUGUUUUUUUUUUUUUCAUUUUUUAAUUUUGAUAUGUAUAUUUAUUGUAAAUUUAUUGCUGUCUGAUAGAGCGGUAGGUGAAAGAUGAGGAUACUUUUCUGUAAAUGUGUGUGUGCACCAAGCAUCCAUUUUGACACAAAUUUAAGUCUCCACAAAAUACGGCACAGAAUUCAAAAUGUAAUUCAAAAUGUGUCCAUUAGUCCAAAAUUCAAACAGACUAAUUUUGCUCAACGCCACAGAUAAAUAUAGGAAUAGAGCAGUCAUGUGGUUGUAUCAUCAAUGACAAUCACUUCGGGGUCAUUGCUUUUUGACGAGAGCAGUGGGUUUUAUUUGGUGCACCUAAUAUGAAGAGAAAAGCAUCCUCAUCUUUGCUCUCUGUUUUUGCCCUUAUGGUGAAACCAUCCUCUCUUUACCCUUGAAAAAGUAACAGCUGUGUCAAUAAAGUUGGCCUCCUCUGA